Messenger RNA from Aspergillus fischeri NRRL 181, 1731 nucleotides. RefSeq names its product Elongator subunit ELP3. Gene Ontology annotation, biological process: tRNA wobble base 5-methoxycarbonylmethyl-2-thiouridinylation. Gene Ontology annotation, cellular component: cytoplasm; elongator holoenzyme complex; nucleus. The transcript has a single exon. Gene Ontology annotation, molecular function: iron-sulfur cluster binding; acyltransferase activity, transferring groups other than amino-acyl groups. Lineage: Eukaryota; Fungi; Ascomycota; Eurotiomycetes; Eurotiales; Aspergillaceae. The record is from RefSeq and is a predicted model, not a curated record. Bases 1 to 1731 code for a protein of 576 amino acids.
AUGGCGACCCUCACCAUGACAAUGCCGCCACCAUCCAAACCCAAGAAGGGCAACGAGAAACUUCCACCAGAAAAUGAACGUUAUAUGCGAGCUUGCUCUGAUAUUGCAAACGUGCUCAUUCAGGAAUAUGAAGCGCAGAGGGAUUCAUCCAAACCGAGGAAAGAUAUCAACCUCAACAAGCUGCGCGGCCAAAUCGCGAAGAAGCAUCGCCUGGCUACGCAACCUCCCUUGACAGCUAUUAUCGCCGCCGUGCCGGAACAAUACAAGAAAUAUAUCUUACCCAAGCUCAUCGCGAAGCCUAUUCGGACGUCGUCGGGAAUUGCCGUUGUCGCCGUGAUGAGCAAACCUCACCGUUGUCCGCAUAUUGCCUACACCGGUAACAUUUGUGUCUACUGCCCUGGUGGACCUGAUUCGGAUUUUGAGUAUUCGACACAGUCAUAUACUGGCUACGAGCCGACAUCGAUGCGCGCUAUCCGAGCACGGUACGAUCCGUUUGAACAAGCGAGAGGUCGGGUUGAUCAGAUCAAGUCUCUCGGCCAUAGCGUGGACAAAGUGGAAUAUAUUGUCAUGGGUGGCACAUUCAUGUCUCUUCCGCCGGAUUACAGAGAAUCCUUCAUCGCUCAGCUUCACAAUGCGCUGAGUGGGUACCAGACGGACAAUGUUGACGAGGCUGUUCAGGCAGGCGAAAUGAGCAACAUAAAAUGCGUGGGUAUUACGAUCGAGACGCGGCCUGAUUACUGUUUGGAUACUCAUCUGAGUGAUAUGCUUCGAUAUGGGUGCACGCGAUUGGAAAUUGGCGUGCAAAGUUUGUAUGAAGAUGUUGCGCGGGAUACGAAUCGAGGCCAUACUGUCGCUGCGGUGGCAGAGACAUUCAAGCUCGCCAAGGAUGCUGGGUUCAAGGUCGUUAGCCACAUGAUGCCGGAUCUGCCGAAUGUCGGCAUGGAACGGGAUCUUUUCCAGUUUCAGGAAUAUUUUGAAAACCCAGCCUUCCGUACGGACGGUCUGAAGAUUUAUCCGACACUGGUCAUUCGGGGUACAGGCCUGUAUGAGCUUUGGAGGACGGGUCGCUACAAGAACUACACCCCCAACGCGCUGGUAGAUCUUGUCGCUCGAAUCCUUGCGCUAGUACCUCCGUGGACGCGUAUCUACCGUGUGCAGCGAGAUAUUCCCAUGCCUCUGGUCACUUCCGGCGUGGAGAAUGGCAACCUUCGAGAACUGGCUUUGGCACGCAUGAAAGACUUUGGUACAACAUGUCGUGAUGUGCGCACCCGCGAAGUUGGUAUCAAUGAAGUAAAAAACAAAAUCCGCCCCUCGCAAGUGGAGCUCAUCCGUCGAGACUAUACUGCCAACGGUGGUUGGGAAACGUUCCUCGCCUAUGAAGAUCCUAAGCAGGAUAUUCUCAUCGGCUUACUGCGCCUGCGAAAGUGCAGCACGACUCACACUUUCCGUCCGGAAUUCACUGGCCAGCAGACGAGUAUUGUGCGAGAGCUCCACGUAUAUGGCUCUGCGGUACCGCUCCACGGCCGCGAUCCGCGGAAGUUCCAGCACCGAGGAUUUGGAACCUUGCUAAUGGAGGAGGCCGAGCGGAUCGCGCGAGAAGAACACGGAAGCCGAAAGAUCAGCGUCAUCUCGGGAGUCGGUGUCCGCAGCUACUAUGCUCGUCUCGGGUACACACUGGACGGUCCUUACAUGUCCAAGAUGCUCGACCCAAUUGAAGACGAAGAAUUCUAA